AUGCCAGUGCCUAAAAACCAAGCUGCAUGGCUCGUCAAAGCCGGUUCUCCCCUAGAGUUGGGAGAUGCCCCGUUCCCCACAGCUGGCCCGGGUGAACUAGUCAUUAGAAAUGCCGCCAUCGCCAUCAACCCUCUCGACUGCCAUAUGCAAGACUCCGGUGUCUUUGUUCAGCAAUGGCCUGCUAUUUUCGGCUGCGAUAUCGCCGGUGAAGUGUAUGAAGUAGGAAAAGAUGUGGAAAGAUUCAAGGGAGGAGACCGUGUUAUUGGGCAUGCCAUCAAUCUGACUAGUGGCCGCCCUCAGGAUGGCGCAUUCGCUCUGUAUACUGUAAUUCCUGCUGAUAAAGCGGCUAUACUUCCUGAUGAGAUCUCAUUCACGGAUGGUGUCGUCGUGCCGUUCGCAUUGGAGGCGGCUGUUUGCGCGCUUUCCGUCGAGGAGCCUGGGGUCGCCAUGCCCGGUUUUGCUACACCAGCCCUGGGCCUUCCGUACCCCUCGCUGCAUGACGUGCCAUCCUCAGGCAAGACACUUGUCGUUUACGGUGGCUCAUCUUCUGUCGGCUCGAUGACGAUCCAGAUUGCCACGGCCGCCGGAAUCCACGUUAUCGCUAUUUCCGGUGCGCACAAUUUUGAAUUCAGCAAGCGAUGCGGAGCAGCUCGAGUCUUCGAUCACAAGGAUACUUCGCUUGCAGGGAAGGUUAUCGAAGCAGUUCGAGAGAAAGGCAGCGAGUUCAUUGGCAUCUUCGAUGCCAUAGCUACCCCUGAGACUUACGCCAACGACAUCACUAUUCUUGAGCAGCUGGACGGAGGACACCUCGCUUGCGUGCAUCCCCUCCUCCCCCACUACUGA
Molecule: messenger RNA, 843 nt
Organism: Penicillium waksmanii
Lineage: Eukaryota; Fungi; Ascomycota; Eurotiomycetes; Eurotiales; Aspergillaceae
Product: zinc-binding alcohol dehydrogenase family protein
Exons: 2
Coding region: 1-843 (280 amino acids)
Molecular function (GO): oxidoreductase activity, acting on NAD(P)H
Source: RefSeq, a predicted model, not a curated record